Malus domestica (apple) is the source of this 1028-nucleotide messenger RNA. Its product is annotated as TLC domain-containing protein At5g14285-like. The record is from RefSeq and is a predicted model, not a curated record. Gene Ontology annotation, cellular component: membrane. NCBI's taxonomy places the organism in Eukaryota, Viridiplantae, Streptophyta, Magnoliopsida, Rosales, Rosaceae.
UUCUUCAAAAGCAGGUCACCUUAAAUCCACUCACUCUCUCUCUCUCUCUAUGUGUAUAUGAUUAACCGAAGCCAAGACUCUUCCUCAACAGUUUUGGAGCCCAAUAGUUUCAAGUUUCGACCUUUUAUUUCUGCUUCUCUCUCUUACCUUGUUCCUGCAACUGGGUUUUGAUUUCCAUGUCGACCUCAGCACUCCCCACCCCAACACUCCCAACAUUCUUCUCCAUCUUUCUUCUCAUCUACCUCUCUGCUUAUUUCCUGCUUUUCCGAAACUGGGGCCCAAAACACCGACCAGAAGCUUCAAGCUGCCUAAUCUCUUUAUCCCACGGCUCCGCAGCUGCCGCCAUGGCCGCCCACGCAAUCCUCCGCAGCUACAAAGCCACCACCUUCGCCUCCCCCAACACCGACACCCAAAACACCGUGCUCGAGUUCAGCAUCGCCUACUUCUCCCUCGACCUCCUCCACUACCUCCUCUUCUUCCCCAACGACGUCAUCUUCAUCCUCCACCACCUCGCCACCCUCUACGUCUUCACCACCUGCCGUUACGCCGUCCGCCACGGGGCCCACGCCAUCCUCGUUCUCCUCCUCCUUGCUGAGAUCACGAGCGGCUGCCAAAACGCCUGGACCCUUGCCGGGUUUCGGAGGGCCGGUUCGCCUGCCGCCGCCAAAUUGUACGACUUUUUGUCCCCUAAAUUCUAUGCUUUUUACAGUGUGUUUAGAGGGAUCCUGGGGCCGGUGUUCAUGUUCAAGAUGGGGGCGUUCUAUGUGAGUGGGGCGGCUGACCCCGUCAUCCCCAGAUGGGCAUGGGCUUCUUGGAUGGUGGUGAUUUCAAUUGCCAUUUGUCUUAGUAUUUUGUGGGUUCUGAAUCUUUGGAUCGAUUGGUACAAAAACAAAGUGCAGAAGAAAAAGAGGUAGAAAAAUAUCUAUUUUUUUUUUUUUUUUAUGAAUUGGCUGUAAUUUGCUAAUUGCAUGUAUAAUACAAAUAUAUAAGUUUAAUAUUUCCAAUACAAAUAUUUAGGUUUCACAUAA